AAAACAAGAAUUAAUAUUCAUCCAUUUGUGGGGGAAGUAGGUUUAUAAACUUAUUAUCCGUUUCCCUACAGAUGGGGGAAUGGGGCGGUGGGUGGCUCUGCUGAAUUCCGCCAUUUUUGCGUUUCUUUGAUGCACCGAUUCACCACCACUCGCUCCAAAUCCCAUUCGCUGCGAUGUCUCUCUAUUUUCCCAUUUCUUCUCUUCCUCAAUUUCACUUACCCUUUUCUUCUCAGCCUCUCUCUUACCCUAACUUGACUCCUCUUCAUUCACUUCAUUUUUCCUCUUCUUCAUAUCUUCCUUCUUCCUCUUCCACUUUCAUUCACCGAUGCACAGUUGGCGCCUGCUUCAGAUUCUCUUCCAUGGCCGGAGCCUUCGAUUCUUUAACCGGUUUGUCUUCCUGUCGUGUUUUUAGCGGCGAUGGGACAAGGGAGUUUUGUAGCGGGAGCGAGGAAGAAGAGGAGGAGGAGGAGGAUGAAGGCAACGUCUCCGAUGAAGAAUUUGUGGUCGGAAUUGAAGAAUCUAAUGACAUAAAUGGUUUGCCUGAUCGAUGGGAUGUCUUGGGGCUUGGACAAGCUAUGGUAGAUUUCUCUGGUAUGGUGGACGAUGAGUUUCUGAAGAAGCUAGGACUAGAGAAGGGUACAAGGAAGCUUGUAAAUCAUGAGGAAAGAGGCAGAGUGUUGCGGGCGAUGGAUGGCCACAGCUAUAAGGCGGCUGCUGGAGGGUCUCUUUCCAACAGCCUUGUGGCCUUGGCAAGGCUGGGUAUUAGACCCAUGAAAGGCCCUACUUUCAAUGUAGCCAUGACUGGUAGUGUAGGGAGUGAUCCAUUGGGCAGCUUCUACAGGACGAAACUAAGACGUGCAAAUGUUCAUUAUCUUUCUCCUCCUGUCAAGGAUGGGACAACAGGAACAGUCAUUGUUCUUACUACCCCUGAUGCUCAGCGAACAAUGCUUGCGUAUCAGGGUACAUCUUCCAUUGUGAAUUAUGGUCCAGCGUUAGCUAGUGUAAUUAGCAAGACAAAUGUACUUGUAGUUGAAGGGUAUUUAUUUGAAUUUCCUGAUACGAUCAAAACGAUUCAAAAAGCAUGUGAGGAAGCACAUCGAAGCGGUGCUCUUGUUGCAGUCACGGGUUCAGAUGUCUCUUGCAUCGAAAGACAUUUUGACGAUUUUUGGGAAAUUGUGGGGAACUAUGCUGAUAUUGUUUUCACAAACCAUGAAGAAGCUGGAGCUUUAUGUCAUUUUGACUCCAAGGAAAGCUCUAUAUCAGCGGUAAGAUAUCUUAGUCAUUUCGUUCCCCUCGUCUCAGUCACGGAUGGGCACCGAGGUUCUUACUUAGGUGUUAAAGGAGAAGCAGUAUAUAUCCCACCCUAUCCAUGCGUACCUCUCGAUACUUGUGGUGCUGGAGAUGCAUAUGCAUCUGGUAUAUUGUAUGGUAUCAUGCACGGAGUCACGGAUUUGAAACAAAUGGGAACAUUUGCAGCCAAAAUCGCAGCCAGAGUCGUCGGGCAACAAGGAACUCGUUUAAGCGUUCAAGAUGCCAUGGAACUUGCAGAUUCGUUUUCUUGCUUUCAGUCUGAUAUCGGUUCAUCGCAUGCCUAGACUGUAUCAUGCAACUUGAUCUUUAAGCUCAUUUUCUUUAUUAAGGGCUCAAGACUCCAUGGAGAUCGUUCAAGGGUUCAAGGUGCCAUGGGAGAUGGCAUAUUCAUUUUCUUGCUUUCAGUCUGAUAUCUGAACUGUACAACUUGUUCUUUAUUGAGUUCUCUCAUCAAAGAAAAUACAUAUGAAAGUGAAGAUGUAUGGAGAUGCGCUUGUAAGCCUCACAUGUUAGUAAAUGUGUAUAUUGUUUCUUUUUUCCUA
Messenger RNA from Cucurbita moschata (crookneck pumpkin), 1853 nucleotides. RefSeq lists its product as uncharacterized. The record is from RefSeq and is a predicted model, not a curated record. Lineage: Eukaryota; Viridiplantae; Streptophyta; Magnoliopsida; Cucurbitales; Cucurbitaceae. The transcript has 5 exons. Gene Ontology annotation, molecular function: kinase activity. Bases 174 to 1595 code for a protein of 473 amino acids.